ACGUGAGCGCGCGCCCACAAGCCCAGUAAGCACGAUACUCAUCUGAAGUUGUGGGCGAGCCCAGGCUGGGUAUGGAUGCCCCCCGCCGCCCCACCCGCUCCCCCACACUACCACGGCACCACUAGACCAGCCUCCAUCAUGGCGGCUGACGGGGGGGCUGACAUCAUGCCCGACCUCUCGCACCUGACGGAGGACGAGCGGCGAAUCAUCGAGAGUGUCAUGCACAGACACAAGAUCGAGGAGGAGAGGGAGAGCGAGCUCGUCAGGAGAACACAAGAUGAGGUCCGAGUGCUUGAAGACACGAUCCGUCUGCGCUCAGAAAUGCAGCUUAAAAAGGGCAUGGAAUUAGAGGCGACGUGCCAGAUAUGCCUCAAGACCAAAUUUGCUGAUGGAGUGGGCCACAUGUGCAACUACUGCAACAUCCGGUGCUGUGCCCGCUGCGGUGGCAAAGUCUCCCUCAGGUCAAACAAGGUCAUCUGGGUGUGCAUUCUGUGCAGGAAGAAGCAGGAGCUGCUCAUCAAGACCGGCACGUGGAUGACGUCAGGUCUGAGCCACGGGGAGAUGAUGCAGAUGGAGCAUGACGACUUCUCAGGUACGGCCACGCCCGCGACGCCCACGGGGGACAAAAGGCCCAAGUUGGAGCGCGGCUCAAGUGGCGAGAAAGAGCCCCGGCCGGCCAGCGUGUCCGGCCUCGUAGCACCAACGUCAGGAGGCCACCACUACCAGGGGGAGUCGGGGCCUCACCACGCCACCUCGGAGGCGCGGUCGCUCAUGUACCGGCCCGGCAGCGCCCAGGGCCGCGAGCUGCGGCGCCAGUUCUCUCAAGAGCGCGGCGGAGGCGAGAGUGGGCGGCCGGCAAGAGGGCGGGCGGCUAGUGAGGGCGGCGAUCAGCCACCCUCGCCCCACGCCCGCGAUCGUGUCGUGCCGCCCCCUGAAGCCUUCCGCACUUUUGAGCAUCCUGCGCCUUACGAAAAGCGGCCCGCGGGUCCAGACAUUCGGGUAGAGCGCGGGUACGGGAGCGCAAGCGGGUAUGUUGGUUCGGGAUACGGUAGUACCCGGUAUAGCCCGGUUCCCGCUGGCGCCGGCGGCAGCAGCCCCAUGGAGGGCAGCAGCCCCGGCCCGGCUUCCGUUGAGGGCGGCAGUCCCCAUCUGGAGGAGCCUCGGCGCAACCACCUGGACCCAGCCACGGCCCUGGGGCGCUCCUCCGAGCCUCGUCGUACAGAUCCCGUUAUGAGGAACGACUCAUUGUCAUCAGACCAGAGCGAGUGCGUGCGGCCGCCUCCGCCCAAGCCGCACAAACCGCGCACCAGAGGGCGCAAGACGCGGCAGCGCUCGCUCUCGUCUUCUGACGAGGAGGUCCGCUCCACUCCGGAAUGUACCUCGUGCGAGGAACACGAGGCCGAGUCCGAGAGUGUGUCCGAGAAGGAAUCCCAACUCAGGAAACGUAAGAACGAGAAGCAGAUACGGCAGGAUCAAUUUUCGGGUCGAUUGCGAGAAGUGUCUUUGCUUUCGAACGCCUCCUGGAUGUUAAGACGUUCGGCGCUUUCGCCUACGCCCACGCACCACACGGAGGGCGUGGUGCCCCUCUCCUACGCCGCGUUUCAGAAGGGCGGUGUUAUACCAGGUGAUGCGCGUCACACCAGAGCGAAGGUACUACACCAGAAACGCCGUCAAGAUGCUGCACAAGAGGCGCGUGGGAGUUUCUUCGACCGUCGCCAUGACAACAGUGCCCCAGCUGCGGGCCCUGCCUCCUUGCUAGCGCUGCUGCUCUUGCCCUACGUCGGCGAGGGCGAGGCGGUGACUGAUCGGUGGAAGAGGCAGGAGAUUCUUGACGCGAAGAUCAAAAAGUUCCUAGCGAUCUUGUUUAUGUUUGUCACGUGCUUCCGUGAAGAUAAGAGUGGUGUUUUUUAUGACUCUCCACGGAGACCUACACCGGGUUCAUGCACGCCCCUAAAAGUCUUGUUUGUCAAUAUAGGUUUCAACUGCCAGAAGAAAGACAGUCGAGUAAUGGUUAGGGAACUGGACCUAGAGUGGAGUCAGAUAAGCGGAGUAAAAUGCGGGGAUAUGGACCAGUACCCAGGCCCCGGGCUAGGUGAGCCUGGGGGGCCUCGGAGGGAGAAACACUACCACAGGGACUAUCGGCUCCCAAAGGAUGAAAUUCGGGACUAUGGGUUAGGGAACCAUCGGGACCUGGAGUCCUUCCCAAGGGACUUGGCAGACAAGUACAGGGACAGAUAUAAUCAAUACCUAAACAGGCUAGAAAGAACUCACCAUAACCAAGUUAGUGAAGACUAUUGUGAUAAUAGGGCUACCGAUAGUAGAAAUUACACGGAAAGAAGAAAGAAAACGGUGCGCUUUAACUCGGAAGGAUGGGACACGCUGGACGAGGACAUGGAGCCCAGCGUGGACCCGCGGUGGACUAGUGCCUCUAGUGUUUAUUACGAGGAUGACCUCCCGCGACCUCCCCCGAUGGGGGGCGUCGGGAUGACCCGUGACCCGGCUGGGCCCCGGCGCGGCCUCCCCUGGUCGGGCGGCCGGGAGCCCUCCUUCCCCGCAGCCCGCAAGGAGCUGUGGGAGGUGGAGCGGCAAGAAUCACAAGACUCACAGACCAAAGAUAGCGGUAUUGACUCUGGUACAAGUAGUAACUUUAACUCCAGUGAGGACUCGAGCAAGGGAGAAGUGCCCAGACACCCAGUCUCGUGGCAGCCUAGCCAGGACGGAACGCGUAUGAUCGGGCACAUGAUUCUCAACAAGUACAUCAAGGGCGAGGUCGGGCCAACCUUCAGCGCCGCCAUUCUCGGCCUCAAGGUGGGCGGCGGCCAGAUCCUCGAGAGCGGGAAGAUCGGCGCUCUCAUUGAGAAGGUCAAGAAGGGGAGUAUAGCGGACACAGUGGGGCACCUCAGACCAGGCGACGAAGUUCUAGAGUGGAACGGACGCUCCUUGCAAGGGAAGACCUUCGAGGAAGUGUACGACAUCAUCUCCGAGUCCAGACAGGAGCCGCAGGUCGAGCUGAUCGUGUCCCGCCAGCUGUCCGACGUCGGCCGCCAGCCCUCGCGCCGCUACACCGUCGGCGGCCUCGCGUCCAGAGCUGACAGCUAUGACCCGCGACGGGUGUCCGAGCCGGGGCGGGACCGCAGGCCCAGUGUCACCAUCACCUCACCUGGCUCUCCGGAGACCUAUCGGAUAAGAAGCCAUUCCCCUUCGAUCUCGGGGAAGCUACAGCUCAAGCUAUGGUUCGAGCCGGCCAACCAGCAGCUCGUGGUGACCAUCGUCAGCGCCGUGGACCUUCCUCCCAGAGCCACGGGCCACCCCAGGAACCCCUACGCCAAGAUGUUUCUUCUUCCGGACAGAAGUGAGAAGUCUAAACGGAGAACGAAGACCAUAGCCAACAGCCUGGACCCGCGCUGGAACCAGACCUUCAUCUACUGCCCGCUGCGCCGCGCCGAGCUCAAGUCCCGCUCGCUCGAGAUCACGGUCUGGGACUACGAUCGCUACGGGGCCAACGACUUUCUCGGCGAGGUGGUGGUGGACCUGAACGCGGCGCCCCUGGAUGACGAGCCUGAGUGGUACUACCUUUCAUCCCACGAAGAUGCUCUCCCGCCACACAUGCGUCGCAGCAUGUACGUGGACACGGAGUCAGCGUCGACCAACCCCUCGACGGACCACCUGUCCCCCCCUUCCACUACCUCUCGUCUUAGCGAGUCCGACAUGAGCGACCUUGAUCUUGAAGACUCACUCCAUCGAGAACGACGGACCGACGGCGCCUCCAUCAGCAGCGUGGGCUCCUCCUCUAGCCCGCCGCCUGAGGACCGCCAGAUGGUCUUCAGCUCCGGCCUGGACCACCGCUCGCGGCGAGACACCACCUCCCCUCCCGGGCGUCGACGCAUCGCUACCAUCGUGGGACGUGAAGACCUCAGAUACCGCUCCAAGGACCUGGGUCUUCCCACUCACUCCCCCCGCGCCCGUAGCCAGUCCGCGGCGCCCACAGACUCGCCUUCUCUGCACGUGUCUCGCUCACGCAGCAAGUCUCCUCGACGCGCGCCCGAGCAGCCCGCUAGUCGCUCCCUCUCCCCUCCCGAGGCCAGGCCGGGCUACGGAGGGUCCGGAAGGAUGCCAUCUCGGAGUGCCACCGCGACGCCCACGGGGUCACCUAAGAAGCGGCAGUUGCCCCAGAUCCCAUCGGCGCUCCAGCUCUCCUCCAGGGACAAGGUCACGCAGCAUUCUUAUAUGGAGAGAUCUUCCCAGGACCUCGAGGAGCGAGCGAGGCAGAUGAAGAUGAGGAUGCGGCAGAUGCAGUCCUUCAGGCCCGGAGGCUCUGGCUCCGACUCGGAACUGGGCAUGAGGACCCACGACAGGUACUACCGGGGCCGGGGCGGUCUCGUCUCGCCCGAGAGGGACCCGGAGCGCGACUGCGGGGACUCUGUCAGCGACAUAGAGAGCGUUGUUAGUGCCUUCUCCACCCAGAGCGAAAGGCCGCGUGGGACCAGGAAGUUUAGUUUACUAGACACGGUCCACCCCCUAGGCAGUCCUCUCCGCCGUGCACCUGUCCUCCGGAGGUCACUUUCCAUGGGUGUGUCUCCCGCAGUUUCUAGGAGCGCACCAUCCCUCUCGGUGCGGCCUCGUCAACAACCACGGACGCACCUCAUAAGGAGCAACACAAUGGUGAGUGCUCCUCCCCCACCUCGCACUCGCCAUUGCCUACAGAAGAGCCACAGUCUAGGAGAGAAUGAUAAACAUUGGCUCCUCCACCAUGACCCUGACCUAUUAAUGGACCAUUGGGAUGUAAGGGACCAAGGCCACAGGGCUCGCUCAAGGUCACUUACUAGGGAUGACCUAGUGUUGCGGUCACAUCCUAAGAAGACUGUGACCUAUGAAGACGAAGUUUUAUCUAAGCACAGGGUCCAAGGACCUGCUAGGAUUUCAAGAAGCUCACUCUCAAUUGAUAAAUCAGUGCCUUAUGAAUCAGAUCUAGAGGUAAGGGAACACGUGUCGGACACGUUCAGACGGAAGCCCAGGGCACAACCUGAGCGUGAAGUCUACAGUGAUGCUCAGAAUUCUGAUAUCUCCAACGGAGAGACUAAUCGGAGUUUAUAUCGUAGACGAAGUUCAGCCCGACUUGUGGACGGGCACAGUGCAGGGACCUACUACGGGUAUGACUCCGAAUACAGCGGAGCGGAGACAGAGGUGUUCCUCUCAGAUAGGUCAUUAGACAGAUCCUGCAGCCUAGAACAUGUGGAACAGAGAAAACCUGAGAUUAGACGAGACAUUGAAAAGCGACCCAUCGAUCAACCAAGACGUAUGACAAUGGAGAGGGUUGAUGAAUUCUUUCCUACUUCAAUCCAAUCAGUAAGAGAAGGGUCAAGCCAGACUUUGCCUAGAGCAAGGCGUCAUUCUGGGAUUACACAGCCUCGAAAAACAUUUAUGAGGGCCAAUACAGAGAGUUCUCUUCUAUCAGGUCCAAGUAGGAAUAUAGAACGCGAGGUAAUGUGGCGGCCUUCUAGAGAAGACCCAGAGGCACUGUAUCGAGUUCCUCUUCGUGAGUCAAGUGUCUCAGAACCACCAUUAGAAGCGGCAAGAAGUCUUCAUAGUAAUCCAUCUCUGGCACAUGUUUUUGAUGGAAGUGGACCACCUAGUAAAUACGAGGCUUAUGGUUCUGACGAAGUGUUUGCUCCUGUGGAGCAGAGAAGACAAGAGCCACCAAGACCAGGAGAUGAGAGGGGUAGAUAUCCAAGUGAUGCACCGCAUGAGUACGAUAGAAAUUAUAGGCGUGACAGUAGAUUGGUGCCAGAAGCAGAGGGAUAUAUUGAUCAAGAUGAGAGAUACAGAGCCCCAACCAUUGAAGAUAAGGACAGAUAUCCAGACCGAGGUCACAGCGAUGAUGAAAGAUACAGGAAUAAAGAUAGGUAUAGAGAUUUUGGGCCUCCUGAAAAAGAAAGGUAUAGAGAACAAAUAUCAAUGGAAAAAGAGAGGUACAUAGAACAGGUACCAGCUGAUAUAGAAAGAUGUAUAGUGCAAGGAACAGUGGACCAGGAGAGGUACAGAGAUCAUGAACUUAUGGAGAAGGAUAGAUAUGUAGAACAAGUACCUAGGGGCAUAGAGAGGUAUAGAGAACCUAUUGUGGUAGAGCAGGAAAGAUUCAGAGAUGAAGAUCCAUAUAGAGAUCAAAAUGUUGGAGACCAUGAUCGCUACCGAGAACAAGGAGCCAUAGAAAAAGAUCGAUAUAGACGACGAAGUUCAUGUAUUGAUGACAGGCCCAGAGCUUCCAUAGACCAGGGAAGAUACAGAGAAGUGGGGGAUCUGGAACAAGAAAGAUACAGAGAAAAUAUAGGACAGGAAAGAUACCGGGAACACAUAGAACAGGAAAGAUAUCGGGAACAUCCAGAACAGGAAAGGUAUUUAGACCCAGUGGAACAUGGGCGAGGCUAUCAGCAUGGUCCCCCUCCACCACCACCACAAGAAUACAACGGCCAAGUGGAUGAUAGACGCUGCUACGACAGUCCAAGAAGAGAUGGAAAAGAACGAUAUGAUAUUGUGUAUGAUGACCGUGAGCAUCAGUAUGGAGAACAGUAUGAACAUGAGAGUCCAAGAAUGAGGGACCCUCGCUACCAGCAAGAUCCCAGAAGCCAACGGUUUCCCCCUAGUGGUCACGACCCAAACUUCGCUUACCAUGAUCCCCAUAGACCACAUGACCGACGCGACACAGCUUCUCACCAGCACACUCCGCACCCUCACAACCCUGCUCAUGCACACGCCCACCCCACUAACACCAUCCACGCCCAACCCUCUAACACCCACCAGACUUAUGCAGACCCAUCCUCCUAUUCUGUAGCUGAGACUGAUCCUAUGUACCCUGCUGACACAGACAUUGUAGUAGAUGACGAGAACCCUGACCAAGACAGACCCUUAACCCCCCGAGUUCGCCACAGUUCCUCCGUUAGUAUUAAUGAGCACCCUGAGUACUUUGAAUUUGACGCCAAUAGUCCCCCUAGUACGGAGCCUCGCGCAGACGCUGAUGUAGACCCUUCUUCUAACCCUGCUAGUGAGUUUAGCCAACGGGAGACCGCAUACGGAUCCAUGGGCGUGAACUACGGCGGAACAAGUAAGCGGGGUCAGCUGGGCAGGAGCCGGUCCACCAGCGAGGUCCCCGAGACAGAAAAAACUGAGAAGGAAAGCGUAGGAGAAGGAGACGAAAAAGGAGAAAAAGGAGGCGAAGGGUCAGAAGAGGGCGUGGUAGUGGAAGAGGCGGUGGAGGGAAAUGUGGAGGGAGAUGUAGAGGGUGGUGAAGUGGAGGAGGGUUGUGAGGAAGCCGAGGUAAUGGUGGAGGAGGAGUGUGUGGAGAGGGAAUGCAGCGUGGAGGGUUCGAGCCCCCCUCCCGAACAUGCCUGCGGCUCUUCCAACCACGACUCCCUCGACGUGGAGAAGCUGGAUGGCAGCCUGAGCGACUCUGCGGCUGGCCUACUCACCGUGGAGGGCAAGGAGCGCAGGAGAGCGACUAAUGGGAAACAAAGUCAAAACUUGGGCCUAUCCAAGAAAUCAUCCUCGACUUCCAAGCUAUCAGACACGGGUCGAAAGCGGAAAUUGGGCUUUCGGAAAAAGUCAAAGAGCACAAUUACCGUACAUCGAAGUGAGGAGAUUCUUCCCACGGGGUCGCGGCACCUGAUGAGGCAGAGCUCCAGCCAGAGUAGCGAGGAGGCGGAGGGGGAAGACAGGUGUGGGGAAGGGGCUUUGUGGUCCCUCAUGGGGGGCUCCAGGUCCCCCCACAUUGCGGACAUGUUGGCAGUAGUACCGGCUAGAGUUGUAGUGUUGACAGUGUCACAUUUUGCCUCCUCCGCAGAGGGCGGUAGAAAGCGUAGUACUAGUGGGGUCCAGCGAUCUCAGGAGGUGAUCCCAUCUAGCCAGGCUCGCUUGGUUAAGCAGCCCUCUAAGGAGUCCACCGACGGUAGCAUGAAUAGCAUCAGUUCUGAGGGCUCCUCUCGCGUGCCAUCUAUGCGCCUGGGAACAGAUGGUCAGCUGAGCGAGUUCAUCGAAGGCCUUGGUCCGGGCCAGCUGGUAGGGCGCCAGGUGCUGGCCGCUCCUGCUCUUGGAGACAUCCAGCUGUCCAUGUGUGACCGUAAGAACAAGCUUGAGGUGGAGGUCAUCAGGGCGAGGGGCCUCCAGUGCAAAACAGGGGCCCGAAUCUUACCUGCGCCCUACGUGAAGGUAUACUUGGUGGACGGGAAGAAGUGCGUGGCCAAAGCCAAGACGGCGACGGCGAGGAGGACUCUCGACCCACUGUACCAACAGCAGCUCAUCUUCCACGAGAGGUACCAAGGCUGUGUUCUGCAGGUGACGGUGUGGGGCGACUACGGGCGCAUGGAGGGCCGUAAGGUGUUCAUGGGCCUGGCGCAGAUCAUGCUGGACGACCUGGACCUCUCCAACAUCGUCAUCGGAUGGUACAAGCUCUUCGGCACCUCCUCGCUGGUGUCGCUGCCGGCGCUCACCCGUCGCGGCUCCAUGGCCAGCCUGGACAGCUUCGGGUAGUGGUAGAGCGAUGGCCCUCGAGGCCUGGGUCACGCUGCGCCAGCCCUUCCCAUGGGAUCAAGCACUUCCGUGCCUGCCACACAGUCACAACAUAAGACCUCCGUGUACUAGUGCAGAACAUUCAACGAUAUUUGCAACCUGCAAUAUUGCUAUCAAGCAGAAUGUGAAGCUUUUCAUUGGGUGCUCUCUUUUGUCUCGGUUUCAAGACUUGAUCUGACACUAACUGCUUGUGUUGCAAAUUUGCAGUAUUGCAUUAAGAUAAGAGGCUCAAAGACAUCAUCGACUUGCCUAAGUGGAGACGAUGGUAGUCGUCAUGACGCGGUACUCGGGGCAUUAAGUGCCCCAUAAGUUCCCCUGCUGGGGCAUCGUGGGGCUCGUUUCUCCACAUCAGUCCCCAGCGGCCACACGGGUAGUAGGCCAUGCUGGGGCCACGCUGGGGCCACACUGGGGCGACAAAUAUGCCCCCACUCCAGCAUCAGGCUGCACACAUAACACCUCCCUUGUGCACCUCACACUUCCGGACUUCCCGUUAAUGUGGACUCUCGUCACUUGUUUGCCUUGAGAGCAGUUUUUUACAUGCCACAAUAUCAGUACGUAUAACACCUUCUCGGCCUGCUCUGUCUCGCUUUAGUAGACAGGCUGGCCAGCGUCACAAUGCUUGUGAUUUUGACUAAGUGCUUUAAAUAAUAUUACAGAAUAGUUUUAAUCAUGUGUGGAAGUUUGCUCCAUAGAGUACCCUACCCUUUCUAGUUUCCAAUACUAAGAUGACCUACGUAGUCCAACACUAUGGCUCGUGUCUUCUCCACCCCCCCCCCCCCCCUUCUCCCCUCAUUUCCAUACUCCUUUCUUCCUCGUAAAACCACUCUCCUCUUUCUCCCUGACAUGUCUUACAUGUCCUUCAUGACAUCCCUUUCCCCUCUUUCCCCUCACACACCUUGACAUGUCAUACUCUGCCUGGUUAAGUAAAUAUAAAGUUCUCCAUGAAUAAUUUACCUGGAUAAUUUCAGACCUUACCUGAGCAGUACAUAUUACCUGUCACCAUGUAUAAUUACCCUAAGAUUCUAUAUAGUCUUCCUCGGGACUUUUAUCUCCCCUUGGUACUACUGGCCCGGUGUUCCUCACCUUCACAGUGUAAUACUGGCCUUCCUCUGGCAUUUUUUAGGUUGACUUGGCAAUCCUGACCUUCACCGAGCAGUUCUGACCAUAGCCCGGUAUCCCUGGACCUUUAUUCAGCACUCUUCACUUUAGCCUAGUUCUCCUGAACAUAACCCGGCAUGUGUUGACCUUAAUCUAGCAAUUGUAACUAUAACUGAUGCUCCUUAACUUUACCCUAUUAUCUUGACCUUAUCUCAGUAUUCCUUGACCUUAACCCUAAAUACUGCUAACCUUACCUAGCAUCUCUGUCUCUAACUACAACAGUCACCUUUUUGAGAUACUCCAUGGAACGUUAUAUCUGCCCACAGGAAGGGUUGAAGUUCAUGCUGACCACUCCCACCUCCGUCACUUCUGCUUUCGUUGCCUCCUUCCAUAUCUUUACUGAUUAUCCCUUCCUUCAGUCUUUCCGUUUUCACUUGAUUCCGCCAGGUUCCCUGUUCCUUACGUAACACUGCUCUAUCACCUCGUGUUAUGAUUUCUCUCAUAUUCGUCUGGCUUCCUCCUUUGUUCUUGAGCUUUUUUGCUGUUAUCUUUAUCCUUGAUUCUCCUCUCUUCUGAUCAACUGUGCCCUCUUCCUUCCCUUCCAUCCCUCUAGAAGUAGGCCUAAUCUUUGAUGGACAGUUGGACUUGGAAUCAUGCCCAGGCUGUCUACAACCUAUUGUAUAACACAGAAUAUACUUAACGAAUUCCUAGAAUUAUACUCGAGAAAAGACUACCCCUCCCCAGUGCGUCAUGUGGUCGGACUUUGUAUGAUGAUACAUGGGAAUAUGAUCUGGUCCCCCCCCUAAAUAUUUUCAUGUUGAAUGCUUUGCUGAGGAUUAUUUCGUAAGUGAGCAUAAGAUACGAAGCAGUUCCCAUUGGCAAUGCCUUUGUCCACGGAUGUGUUCCCCUCCGUAGGGGUGGAUUAGAUGACGCCCGCCUCUACCAUAUCGAAAUAUAUGAAGGGUUGACUAUAUGUUAAGAGUUUUUACUUAUCGUUAUUGAUUGAAAUUUCUAUGUGAAUGUUAAGGAAUGCAGCAAAUGUAUAGUUUUUAUUAUAAGUGUUUGCAGACUGAGAGGUUUUCGAGAGGAACGUGAGUGAGGGAUUUAUCCCCUCCCCUCCCCUGGAAUGCUUAACACUCCAUCCUCCUUUACCAAGUCUACCCCAACUCUUUCUCUCUCUCUCUCUCUCUCUCUCUCUCUCUCUCUCUCUCUCUCUCUCUCUCUCUCUCUCUCUCUCUCUCUCUCUCUCUCUCUCUCUCUCUUCACCAUCCCUCCCCCCUUCUCCCCUUCCUCCCUCCAAACCCAAUGUCUCUCAUCUUCCCCCGCUCUCCCUCACUCCUCAGUCGCGCCGCAUGACUCGGCAACUCAGGAGGAACAGCGAGGUCACCGCCAGUGAUUCCUAUGUUCAUGUAUCAAUGUAAAUCUUCGGCAUUUAUACUGUGGUUAGGCAUCAGCAGCAUGGUCAGUGUAUAUCCUCCAUCUCAAUAAGAAACAUGUUAAAACAUAAAAUAAAAAAUGAUAAUAAAAAAAGAAGCGUUGUCCACCAGAAUAAUAAUAAAAAAAAUAUCCGCCUCGUCCAUUUGUCCUCCUCCUGCCUCUCAUUCUUCUCUUUUCCCUUUUUCAUCAUUCUACCUCGUCCAUUACAAGUUAGCUCGUUCCCCUUACUUCCUCUUCCACAAUUUUUGUCUGUGGAUAGUGCGAGGCUCUGGCUCUUGGCUUUGUGAUAUAUAUGAAUAAUCAGUUCGAGGGACCUUCUUGUUCUGUGAACAUUUUGAAGCUACAGCUACUCCUGGGGAUAGUUGAUGGUCGCUGCUCUCUGUUCAGCGAGCGGUUGCCGAGGGUUCAGGGGUUGAAGUAAUAGAAUUGCAGUCUGAAGGCUCGACGACGGCCAGAGCCAGGAGGGACCACACUCUCUCUUUAAGGACUUGCCUCAACACGGGAGGGUAAGGGGUCUACCCUUUUUCUGUUGAAUUAGCCUUCCAAUAUUGCAAUAGCUGGCCUUAGACUUUCCAUUACUCUCUUGGUGACAAGGUAUUCACGUACUGCAACUCACACUGCGGCUUCAGGACCCCUUCCAAUGACAGUAUUGGGGAGUCACGAUUACCUGUGCUCCAGUACUAGAAUCCCUUUGUCGCUGCUAACACUAUAUACCUUAUUCAGAAGAUCUGUUAUGGAGCCCUGUCGCCAUUGAGCAAAAUAUUGAAAUCUGUAGUGCUGAGGUGAUCACUAACCAGAUGAAGAGGCAACAGCCAAUUAUUAAGGAUAUUCAGACUGUUUUUGUCGCAAAAGACACUGAUACUGAUUAACAAUUAGACCAUCUGGCAGGGUCACAGUUUUGACAGCAUUGCUUAGAUAAUCUGAAAACAUUAUAUCAGCCUGUAAUAGACAGAGGCAACUGUAAUACGUCCUUCGAAAAUAUGGGACACUUCUAUACACUACGGGCUCCGUGACAUUUUUCUGAGCAUGGUCACGGUUCUUUCACUUAAUGGGAAUGCAUGACUGGGACCUUCUUGCUCCAGCGUUCAUGCCUAAGUUGAUUAUACUUCUUCCCUAUGUAAGGUCUGGAGCUGCUCCUCUGUGUAAGGUCUGGAGCCCCUCUCCUGUGUAAGGUUUGGAGCUACUUCCCUGUAAGGUCUGAAGCUCCUUUCCUUUGGUCAAGUCCACCUCCUAAUGUUCCAAUUUUCUCCUUCAGCCAACCGUAUUCUAUAACGCCAGUUUAGAUCAGUUUCUUUACGUAAAAUCUCCCAAGUUCUUUGUUUUUGCUGUUUAUUCAUUAUUUUACCUUCAACUGAUAUUAUUAUUGGCUGGUUGUUUCUACUCAACUUAGCUGACCUCAAGUGACGUUUUAGACUAUGGGCCUCAGCCUCCCUUAUACACGUCAAGAGCUCGUCGAUAUUUGGCUAAGAACCCGAGCUGGACUUUGGAGAUAAACUAUACUCGCUCCUGAUUGGCCAAUCUGUGCCCGCGCCGGUGGUACCCCCACUUUUCACCAAUGAUUCUUCGGUGCAUUCGACUCUCAUUGGCCCAACUGUCUCUGGUAAUGGUGCAGGAAAUUUCAGGAUGGCGUCAGGCUUCUUAUUACACGAGCCCAAACAGUGACGCGGGUGGGCAGAACGGCUGGAUCUCGUAUGUUUAUCACAAAGUGUUAGCUCUGUAUUUCUGGUGUGUAUCCAAGAAAAGUAUAAACCCACAGCCGUGUGCAUAAUACCCUGUAGAGAUGUGUCUCUCUACCAUCAAUACUACUCCAUUGUGUUGGGCGGACGCUGUUCUCGGAGAACGGGAACACUUAUAAUUAUUUCAACUUUGUAUAAUUUAUUAUAACUGUACGAAAUCAUUAAACCAAAUAUUAAGUUUCCAUUAUUAAGCGCUGAUGGAUCAAAAACUAUUAUUCUUCGUCAUGUCAUACUUAAAAUACGCAUAUUCCUUCUGUAUGAUGCAGACACUUGGAUUGGUCUGCCCAAGCAUGUAACUUCGGAAAUCCAACUGGUGUCAUAUUUUCUUUACAGAUACUUGAGAAGUGUGUUUAUUUAUAGUUUUACCGUUUUGCUAACUUUGGGCAAAAUAAAAUUUUGAGCAUAA
Molecule: messenger RNA, 13236 nt
Organism: Penaeus chinensis
Lineage: Eukaryota; Metazoa; Arthropoda; Malacostraca; Decapoda; Penaeidae
Exons: 29
Coding region: 76-8520 (2814 amino acids)
Biological process (GO): calcium ion-regulated exocytosis of neurotransmitter; positive regulation of synaptic transmission; regulation of synaptic plasticity
Cellular component (GO): presynaptic membrane; cytoskeleton of presynaptic active zone
Molecular function (GO): small GTPase binding; transmembrane transporter binding
Source: RefSeq, a predicted model, not a curated record